Molecule: messenger RNA, 5850 nt
Organism: Toxorhynchites rutilus septentrionalis
Lineage: Eukaryota; Metazoa; Arthropoda; Insecta; Diptera; Culicidae
Exons: 3
Coding region: 1-5850 (1949 amino acids)
Biological process (GO): DNA integration
Molecular function (GO): nucleic acid binding
Source: RefSeq, a predicted model, not a curated record
AUGGCAGAAUUGACCCUUUCACCCGAAGCUGCCGAAAAGACGGGUUACAAUUGUGCCGCUUGUGAGCGACCGGAUCACGCAGAGAAGGAUAUGGUGUUUUGUGACCAAUGUCAAAACUGGUAUCAUUUUGGAUGUGCCGGUGUAACGAAUGCGGUAAAGGACGAUUCAUCGUGGAUAUGCGGCAAGUGCAUGAAAAAUGCCGCUGGUAGUUCCGUGACGUCAGAGUUGGAGCAAGAAUUGAAAAGGCUCGAGGAAGAAAAAAGAGUCCAACAGCUAGCUAUGGAGAAGGAAAGAGUCCUGCAUAAACGGCGCCUGGAGCUGCAGCAGGAAAUGUUUCUGAUGCGACAAAAACUGGAACAGGAGAAACGCGAAAUGGAGUUAGCCUUCGAAAAAGAGCAGUUGGAGAAGGAAAUCGCUGAGGAAGAAUCGUUCCAGAAGAAAAGUGAGCAGAUGAGAAAGGAGAUGCACGGUAAAUUGAAUAAGCUUAGACAGCAACGGAGCAAGGAUUUCGAUAGUGGUGUGAAAGAAAAAAUGGAAGAAGCUGUAGGUUGUGAAGAUGAUUGCUCGAGUGACAAAGAAAAGCCGAAGCAGUCGGGACUGGAGAAAACAAAGCCAGGAAAAGCAGAAACCGAAAAAAAAAGGUCGGAAAAAGGCAAACCUGGGAAAAUGGAUCUGGUCGAGACUGGCAACGGAGAUUUUCGAGGAGCAUAUCAAAAAUACUCCACUCCAAAAACAUGUUUAGUUCCGUUAGUCACAUCGCCAUCAUUGGAGGAAAUUCCGCCUGUCGACGCGGAAUCCGUAAAAGGUGAUACACAGGAAAAGAUCGAAAGUAAGAAGAACGACGCGGUUUCAAAUGACGUGCGAGAAGCAAAUGAGGACGAUAGUGAAUCCAGCGAAUCAAAUGAGGAUCACGAAUCGGUGACAGUACAAGCUGGCCAAAACAAGCAACAAAGAUGUCGUCGAGGACCUACCAAAGCUCAGCUGUCCGCCAGGCAGUUCCUGUCGAAGAAGUUGCCGGUAUUUUCCGGAAAGUUAGAGGACUGGCCGAUGUUCAUCUGCAGCUACGAAACAUCUAGCGAAGCUUGUGGGUUUUCGAAUGUCGAGAACCUGGCUCGACUACAAGAGUGCUUGAAGGGCCAAGCAUUGGAAGCAGUUCGUAGUAGGCUCCUACUUCCAGACGCAGUUCCACAGAUCAUUGAGACUCUCCGGAUGUUGUACGGUCGCCCGGAGCACCUUCUAAAUAUGCUAUUGGUGAAGGUGAGAAAGGCUCUCCCACCGAGAGCAGAUCGUUUGAUAACGUUCAUCAAUUUCGGGAUGAUUGUCCAGCAGCUUGCAGAUCACCUGGAAGCAACGAAGCUUACUUCUCAUCUUCUGAAUCCCAUGCUGAUUCAGGAGAUUACCGAAAAGUUGCCCGCAAGUACACAACUUGAGUGGGUGCGGUAUAGAAGGAGAGACCGUGUAGUCACGAUUCGAACUUUAGCCAACUUUCUGUCCGCAAUCGUGAAAGACGCCAGCGAGGUGACGUCAUACUGUGAAGCACCUGUAGUUGUAGACCACGCCAAUCGAAAGUCCAGAGGAAAGGAUAAAGAGCACGAAGGUUUCCUCCAUGCCCACUGUGGACAAGAAAACGCCAACAAAACUCAGGCGCCGAGGGUGAGAAAGCCAUGUAUGAUUUGCGACCGUACUGAUCACCGGGUAAGAAAUUGUGUAGCCUUCCGGAACCUCUCCGUACUACAUCGUUUGGAAGCGGUGCGUAAAUGGAAGUUGUGCUCGAUGUGUCUCAAUGAGCAUGGAAAUGCCCGCUGUAAGCUGAAUUUCCGCUGUAAUGUCGGGACCUGUAGAGAGCCUCACCAUCCUUUACUCCACGCGGCAGGCCCGGAAUCGGGAUCGAACUGCAACUUUCAUUCGUUUCAACGCAAGCAAUCGGUGAUUUUUCGAAUGAUUCCGGUCACAUUGCACUGGGGAAAUCAUACAGUGAACACAGUGGCUUUCCUGGACGAGGGGUCGUCCUACACAUUGGUGGAGAAGUCGGUGGCUAGCGCUCUUAGGACGAAUGGUGUAACGCAACCACUUCGUGUGACGUGGACGGCUGGAAUGUCCCAAUUGGAAAGGGACUCGCAGAAAGUAGAACUGUAUAUUUCGGCUCGAGGUUCAAGUCGCCGGUUCCACAUAAAAGCAGCUCAUACCGUGGAUAACUUGAGGCUUCCCCAGUCGACGCUAGCCCUGACGGAAGUAGUCAAGCAGUAUCCCCAUCUUCAAGAUCUAUCCGUGGUGGAUUUCCAACAUACUGUUCCGCAAAUUCUGAUCGGACUGAAAGACGUUCACCUGUGUGCACCGUUAGAAUCACGAAUCGGGAAAGCGGAAGAGCCAAUCGCUGUGCGGUCCAAGCUUGGUUGGACCAUAUUCGGACCUGCAAGCGGUGGUAUUGAGUCGAGCAUCGUUGGUCAUCAUGCGUGCAGCAGUGUUUCGAACGAGGACCUCCACGAUCUGUUGAAGAGCCACUACACGCUAGAAGAGUCUGGCAUUUCGGUUGCGCUGCUACCGGAAAGCGAAGAGGAUAGGAGAGCGAAAGAUAUCCUGACGCAAACGACGGUAAGAGUAGGUGAUCGUUUUGAGACGGGGUUAUUAUGGAGAUAUGAUAGUCCGUGCUUCCCCGACAGCUAUCCUAUGGCUGUGAAAAGGCUCAAGAGUUUAGAGAGACGUUUAUUGAAGGACAAUGAACUGUACGAUAAAGUACGGUGCAUGGUCUCGGAGUACCUAACCAAGGGCUAUGCGCACAAAGCUUCAGAGUUGGAGCUAGCAGACACCAACCAGAGUAAGGUGUGGUAUUUGCCAUUGAACGUGGUUAUUAAUCCGAAGAAACCGGGUAAAGUCCGCCUUGUUUGGGACGCAGCUGCGGCUGUAGCUGGGGUGUCCCUGAAUUCAAAACUCUUGAAGGGUCCCGAUAUGCUGACUGCUCUCCCAGCAGUUAUUUGCAAGUUUCGAGAGAAAAAAGUGGGUUUUGGUGCAGACAUCAAAGAGAUGUAUCAUCAGUUGAAAAUUCGAAAAGAAGAUAAGCAAGCGCAGAGGUUCCUGUUCCGAGAGAAUCCAGCCAGCGCUCCGGAGGUAUUUAUUAUGGACGUUGCUACCUUUGGGGCGACCAGUUCACCUUGCUCCACCCAGUUUGUGAAGAACAUGAAUGCAAAGGAGUUCGCAGGGCGGUUUCCAGAGGCAGCGAGAGCGAUUCUAGAGAACUAUUACGUCGAUGAUUAUUUCGAUAGCACGGAGACAGUCGAGGAAGCAGUGAAGCUGGCGAAGGAGGUAACGUUUGUUCAUUCAAAGGGCGGCUUCGAGCUUCGAAAUUGGGUCUCUAGUUCAGAGGUGUUCCUGCGAGAAAUGGGGGAGACAAAAGAAAAUCAAUGUGUUCAUUUUAAUCAAGACAAGGAAACAGGGCAAGAAAGGGUCUUGGGAAUAGUGUGGAAUUCAGUAAGCGACGAGUUUACGUUCUCAGCAAGGUUACGUGAAGAUUUGCUGCCGUACCUGAUAGGAGAGAGGCGGCCCACGAAAAGGGGGGUCAUGAGCUGCAUCAUGAGCUUGUUCGAUCCCAUUGGGUUUUUGGCUUCCUUCACUAUUUAUGGAAAAAUGCUUAUUCAAGAUCUUUGGCGCAGUGGAUGUGCCUGGGACCAGCAGAUCAACGACGAGUGUAGCGAGAAAUGGAAUCGUUGGGUCGGUCGGCUUCCAGAAAUCGAAAGAGUGCGGAUCCCUCGUUAUCACUUCACGGGAGGAUUAUCUGUGGACUACAGUACGUUGCAACUACACGUUCUUGUCGAUGCUAGUGAGAAUGCAUAUGGUGCUGUUGCAUAUUUCCGUGUCAUGACUGCUUCUGGUCCUAUUUGUUCGCUUGUGAUGGCACGUUCCAAGGUUGCACCUUUGAAGCAGCUGUCAAUUCCGCGCCUGGAACUACAGGCCGCGAUUCGAGGACAGUACUUUCUUGGAUCCACUCGGAUCAGCGAUCGGAUCUACAAGCAAUUCGUUGCUUUCCGAAUUGGUGAAAUCCUUAGUCUCACGAAGCUCGAUGAAUGGCGGUGGGUUUCCACUAGAAACAACAUCGCUGACGACCUAACCAAAUGGGAUCGAGGACACAAUCUAAAUUCGAACGGUCCUUGGUUUCGGGGUCCACAUUUCCUGUUCCAUCAGGAAGAUUCCUGGCCAGAACAGAAGCGCGUAACACCGAAUGUGCCUGAAGAGAUACGUGCCCACAUACUGUUCCACGACAUUUCACUGUCAGAACCUGUAAUCGAUCCGUUGCGUUUUUCAAGAUGGAAGGUCUUAGUUCGAACGAUAGCCUGCGUCUACCGGUUUGUUUCGAACUGCAAGCGAAAAAAGGAAGGAUUGGCCAUCGAAGGUGUACCAACGACCGAUGCUCUCAAGAGAAAAGUAAGGGCAAAAAUUGCAUCUACGGUAGUUCCUUUGCAACGAGACGAAUACCAAAAAUCAGAAGCAUAUUUGUGGCGAUUCGCACAAGCGGAAGCAUACGGGGAUGAGGUGAAAACUCUCCAGAAAAAUCUUAAAGUGGGGAACGAGAAACAACGACAGCUGGAAAAAUCGAGCAGUCUAUACAGUCUGAGCCCAUUUUUGGAUGCACAGAACGUUCUUCGGAUGGAAGGGAGAACCGCACAAGGACAUCCAGUUACCGUUAAACUUCUGGAACAUUAUCAUCAGAGAGUGGCACACGGCAAUCAAGAAACGGCGGUAAAUGAAAUACGACAAAGGUUUUGGAUUCCCAAUCUCCGAGCGGAACUCAAACGUAUUUCAAGAGCUUGCAUGCGAUGCAAGGUGAGGAAAUGUGAGCCAGGUCAUCCGAGAAUGGUUCCUCUUCCGAUUUCGCGGAUCUCGCCUGGGUUGCAGCCGUUCAGCUACACAGGGGUGGAUUAUUGUGGUCCAUUGACUGUCUCCGUCGGGCGCAGAUCAGAAAAAAGGUGGAUUUGUUUGUUCACGUGUUUGACGACGAGAGCUAUUCACAUUGAGGUUGCUCAUAGUCUGACGACUCAAUCGUGCCUGAUGGUCAUACGGCGAUUCGUGAGCUACAGAGGAGGUCCUCUUGAAUUCUUCUCAGAUAAUGGGACGAAUUUCCAUGGCGCCAGCAAAGAAAUUGUUAAGCAGAUGGAGAUUAAUUGUGAAGAUGUGUUCACCGAUUCGAGAACCAGAUGGAAUUUCAAUCCGCCUUCCGCACCUCAUAUGGGUGGGGUGUGGGAGCGAAUGGUGCGCUCCGUUAAGACGGCGUUGAAAGCGUUGGAUGAUGGCCGCCGAAUGACGGACGAAGUACUUCUGACCGUGUUGGCAGAAGCGGUGGAUUUAAUCAAUUCUCGGCCACUGACAUACGCUGGCCUGGAACCUGAUGCAAAGGAAGCGCUAACACCAAACCAUUUUGUUCGCGGCGUAGGACUAAUGAGUUCUGAGUCGUUUAUAAGACCUACCAAUGAAGCAGAGGCACUGCGGGACAGCUUCAAGCGGUCACAGUUUUUGGCUGAUUGUUUGUGGAAACGAUGGACUUCUGAGUAUCUCCCGACGAUCAAUUAUCGCAGCAAAUGGCACUCUGAAAUGCCUCCUAUUGCAAAAGGUGAUCUUGUGUAUAUUGCGGACGAGAAUAUCCGAAAGCAUUGGGUUAGAGGGGUUGUAACCGAGGUAUUCAGUGGUGCUGAUGGUAGGAUCAGACAGGCUUUGGUGAAAACAGCAAAGGGUGAGUUCAGGCGGCCGGUGGUGAAGCUUGCGGUGCUUGAAGUCCAGGGUCGUAAAUCUACUGCGGCUGACGCUUUCGCACCAGAGUUAUGGGGAGGGGCUAUGUACACACAGCUACGCACAGUCGACUAA